CGCUCGGGGGUGGAGGGGGGGAUACAAACACCAAGGCUGCGGAGGCUCGCGUGUCAGUUGAAGCUCAGACGAGCUUGGAGGGACGCUAUCCCCCACUCAACAACUGAUAAGACUUUCAACUUCAACGGUACGCCCGCGACGUUGCGAACAUGUCCCAGCAGCAGCAGGCAGUGAACGGGGUCCAGCACCGGGGCAGGGUGCUGACUUUGGACAGCAUGAACCCCAACGUGAAGCGGGUCGAGUACGCGGUCCGCGGUCCCAUCGUCCAGCGGGCGGUGCAGAUAGAGAAGGAGCUGAAGGAGGGAGUCAAGAAACCUUUCACAGAAGUCAUCAAAGCCAACAUAGGUGAUGCACACGCCAUGGGCCAGAAACCAAUCACAUUUCUCAGACAGGUCUUGGCUCUCUGUGCUUACCCAGCACUGCUGGAAGACAAGUUUCCUGAGGACGCCAAGAAAAGAGCGCGGCGGAUUCUUGAGGCCUGUGGAGGCCAAAGCAUAGGGGCCUAUAGUGCUAGCCAGGGAAUUGAGUGCGUCCGUCAGGAUGUGGCGCGCUACAUUGAGAAAAGAGACGGUGGCAUCCCCUCCAACCCCGACAACAUCUACCUCUCCACUGGGGCCAGCGAUGCCAUUGUGACCAUGUUGAAGUUGCUGGUGUGUGGUGAGGGUCGUGACCGAACAGGAGUGAUGAUCUCCAUCCCCCAGUACCCCCUGUACUCAGCCGCCCUGGCAGACCUGGGUGCCGUGCAGAUCAAUUACUACCUGGAGGAGGACAGCUGUUGGAGUCUGAAUGUCAAAGAGCUCAGGAGAGCACUCAAUGCCGCGAGGGAGCACUGCAAUCCUCGUGUCCUCUGCAUCAUCAACCCCGGAAACCCCACUGGUCAGGUUCAGAGCAGGCAGUGCAUUGAAGAUGUGAUCCGAUUUGCUAAAGAGGAGCAUCUCUUCUUGAUGGCUGAUGAAGUCUACCAGGAUAAUGUGUAUGCAGAGGGCUGUAAGUUUCACUCUUUUAAGAAAGUGUUGUUUGAGAUGGGACCGGAGUACUCUAGCACAGUGGAAAUGGCUUCCUUCCACUCCACCUCCAAAUGCUACAUGGGAGAGUGUGGGUUCCGUGGAGGGUACAUGGAGAUCAUUAACGUGGACCCGGAAGUGAAGGCCCAACUCACAAAACUAGUGUCUGUGCGUCUGUGUCCACCCGUCCCUGGACAGGCUCUACUGGACCUCGUGGUGAAUCCCCCACAGCCUGACGAACCCUCUUAUGACACGUUCAUGAAGGAGCGGACAGCAGUGCUAGAUGCUCUGGCAGAGAAGGCGAGGCUAACAGAGCAGAUCUUCAACACAGUAACUGGUAUCACCUGUAACCCGGUCCAGGGGGCCAUGUACACCUUCCCUCGGAUCACUUUACCUCAGAAGGCUAUUGAUAAAGCCAAGGAGUUAGGCCUGGUUCCAGACAUGUUCUAUUGUAUGAGGUUGUUGGAGGAGGAGGGAAUCUGCCUGGUACCAGGAAGUGGUUUUGGACAGAGAGAGGGAACCUACCACUUCAGGAUGACCAUCCUACCUCCAACUGAAAAGCUGAAGGUGGUGCUGCAGAAGAUCCGGGAUUUCCAUUUACACUUCACACAAGAGUUCUCUUAA
Archocentrus centrarchus (flier cichlid) is the source of this 1628-nucleotide messenger RNA. RefSeq names its product alanine aminotransferase 2-like. Gene Ontology annotation, molecular function: pyridoxal phosphate binding; transaminase activity. The record is from RefSeq and is a predicted model, not a curated record. Lineage: Eukaryota; Metazoa; Chordata; Actinopteri; Cichliformes; Cichlidae. Gene Ontology annotation, biological process: biosynthetic process.